This is a messenger RNA of Trichomonas vaginalis G3, 1119 nucleotides long. Its product is annotated as spectrin binding. The record is from RefSeq and is a predicted model, not a curated record. The transcript has a single exon. Bases 1 to 1119 code for a protein of 372 amino acids. Gene Ontology annotation, molecular function: protein binding. NCBI's taxonomy places the organism in Eukaryota, Parabasalia, Trichomonadida, Trichomonadidae.
AUGAGCACUGACUAUGAAAAGCCAUAUUCAGAUUUUAUAGAAGCAUUUGAAAAACUUUUUCGUAUGAAAAUUAAUGAUUCAGUUGAAGAUAUGUGCAAUAUUAUCACAAAUGUUUUGAUUUCAAAAUAUCAUCUUACCAAAAACCAACUCUCGAAGAUAAUUAUCAAAGCAUUUCAAUAUAAUUGUGCUUCAGGUGAGAAUUAUAUUAAAAUACUCAAGAAUAUUGGUUUUGAUAAUACAAAAAUUUUUCAAAUAGAAUUUCCAUCAGUGGAUUCAAUCGAAUUUGCUGUUAUGCAUGACCAGAUUGAUAAAUUCAAGGAAUAUAUUUCUCAAAAUCAAAUAAAAAAUAAUGCAUUUAUUUCAAUCCCUAUUUUGACUAAAAGUGAUGAUGAAAUUUUAUUUGAUUCUUAUCCCAAUCACAUAUUCAGUGCUGUUUUAUCAUUAAUUGAAGCAUGUGCCUAUUUUGGAUCAAUAAACAUUUUCUUUUUCUUACUUUCAAACCAAAAGUAUACAAUUUCAAAGAAAUGUCUUCGAUAUGCAAUAAUCGGUAGAAAUACAGACAUUAUCAACGAAUGCUUAAAGGAAAAUCAAAUGGAUCUAAAAUGUCUCAGAAAUAUUGUAUGUUCACACAAUCACCAAAUGCUUGAAUUCGUUUUAGAUAGAAAUUUAUUUACAUAUAAAGAUUUCGAUGGAAAAGACUUAGAAUCAAGGGCUAUUUACGAAGAUAUUAUCAAAUAUCAAAAUCUCAAGGCAGUAUUUCUACUUUUUGAGAAAGAAAAAAAUUGCAUCGUUCCAUGGUGUGCUGCAUUUCCCCAAACAUUAGAAAUUCUCAAAAACGAAAAACUUCCUGAUAAAACUGAUUUCCGGGAAAGAAAUAUUCUACAUUAUGCAUGCAUGUCACAAAAUUCCGAUAUCUUUAAAUUUUUAGUUGGAUCAAUCAAAAAAAUUGAUGUCAAAUAUCAUAUGACUGCUUUAUGCUUCGCAGCAGAAUAUAAUAACAUAGAUGCAGUAAAAAUUCUUAUAUCACACGGUGCUAAUGUCAAUGCUAAACAUACUUUCCUUUAUUCAAUAUCAAUCACUAUUUUAUCACAUUCUCAUUCAUUUAAUAUCAAUUAUUAA